This is a messenger RNA of Microtus ochrogaster (prairie vole), 699 nucleotides long. It is a transcript of the gene Clrn1, whose product is annotated as clarin 1. NCBI's taxonomy places the organism in Eukaryota, Metazoa, Chordata, Mammalia, Rodentia, Cricetidae. Gene Ontology annotation, biological process: sensory perception of sound; equilibrioception. The record is from RefSeq and is a predicted model, not a curated record.
AUGCCGAACCAGCAGAAGAAAAUCAUCUUUUGUAUGGCCGGUGUGCUGAGCUUCCUCUGUGCUCUCGGAGUCGUGACAGCAGUGGGGACCCCGCUGUGGAUUAAAGCCACUAUCCUCUGCAAAACGGGGGCUCUGCUUGUCAACGCCUCAGGGGAGGAGCUGACCAAGUUCAUGGGCGAGAUGCAAUAUGGGCUUUUCCACGGAGAAGGCAUAAGGCAAUGUGGGUUAGGAGCAAGGCCUUUCCGGUUCUCAUUCUUCCCAGAUUUGCUCCAAGCCAUCCCCGUGAGCAUCCACGUCAAUAUCAUUCUAUUCUCCAUGAUUCUGGUCAUCUUAACCAUGGUGGGGACAGCCUUCUUCAUGUACAAUGCUUUUGGCAAGCCCUUUGAAACGCUGCAUGGCCCACUAGGGCUAUAUCUCGUGAGUUUUAUUUCAGGCUCCUGUGGCUGUCUUGUCAUGAUAUUGUUUGCCUCUGAAGUGAAAAUCCACCGCCUGUCGGAAAACAUCGCAAACUUUAAAGAAGGGACCUAUGCCUACAAGACGCAAAAUGAAAACUAUACCACCUCGUUCUGGGUGGUCUUCAUUUGCUUUUUUGUUCACUUUUUGAAUGGGCUCCUGAUACGGCUUGCUGGAUUUCAGUUCCCGUUUGCAAAAUCUAAAGACACGGAGACUGCUAAUGUGGCUGCAGACUUAAUGUACUGA